This is a messenger RNA of Aspergillus nidulans FGSC A4, 483 nucleotides long. Its product is annotated as mago nashi family protein. NCBI's taxonomy places the organism in Eukaryota, Fungi, Ascomycota, Eurotiomycetes, Eurotiales, Aspergillaceae. The coding region runs from base 1 to 483 and encodes 160 amino acids. The transcript is spliced from 7 exons. Gene Ontology annotation, cellular component: exon-exon junction complex; nucleus. The record is from RefSeq and is a predicted model, not a curated record. Gene Ontology annotation, biological process: RNA splicing. Gene Ontology annotation, molecular function: ATP binding; nucleotide binding.
AUGUCUGCUCAAAACGAACAGUUCUACCUCCGCUACUACUCAGGUCACUCUGGGCGGUUCGGACAUGAGUUUCUAGAAUUCGAUUUUCGCACCCUUGGCGAUGGCCGUAGCGCUGCCGUUCGGUAUGCGAACAACUCCAACUAUCGCAAUGACUCCCUCAUCCGUAAAGAAAUGUGUGUGAGCUCGGCAAUGAUCCAGGAAGUCAAGCGCAUUAUAAAGAACAGCGAAAUUUUAAAGGAGGACGAUUCGAAGUGGCCUCAGAAGAACAAGGACGGACGACAAGAACUGGAAAUCCGAUUAGGAAAUGAACACAUUUCAUUUGAGACCGCGAAAAUCGGCUCCCUGGUGGAUGUGACAGAAUCAGCAGACCCGGAGGGUCUUCGAGUGUUCUACUACCUAGUGCAGGAUCUGAAGGCGCUGAUCUUUUCCCUGAUAUCGCUUCACUUCAAGGUAUGCUUAUUCAGGCUCAUCAAGCCGAUCUAA